Molecule: messenger RNA, 967 nt
Organism: Momordica charantia (bitter melon)
Lineage: Eukaryota; Viridiplantae; Streptophyta; Magnoliopsida; Cucurbitales; Cucurbitaceae
Biological process (GO): vacuolar protein processing
Cellular component (GO): intracellular membrane-bounded organelle
Source: RefSeq, a predicted model, not a curated record
UUAUCCUAAAUUCUCUUUUACAUCUCAUGGUCUUACCAACCCCGAUUUGCGCGUGAAAUCAGAUGCGCCAUUGUUUCUCCUCCUCGCUUCAUUCUGGUGCCCUGCUGCAAUAGCUAACAAUUUGCUUCUCCGAACCGGCAAAGCGAAGAUGGCUAACCAAGGUGCGAAGAAGCGCAAGGAAGAGAAUGUUCGUCACAUGGCCAAUCUCCGCCGCCUCAUCAUUGCCUGCAACGUUAUCUAUAUCAUGGUUCGGCUGCUGAUUUUUCAUUCAAGUUUCACUUGGAAACAUUGGAUUGGUCUGAUUGUCACAUCAGCAGCUUAUUUUAUUCCUUACAAUCAACUUGCCAAAAUGGCUAACCCAACCUACGGUGAUGAUGGUGAACUUCUAGAUGGUGGGUUUGAUAUGAGUACGGGUGGAAUUUGUGGCUACUUGCAUGACGUGAUCUACAUUACAAGCUUUGUGCAAAUAAUGUCAAUUGUCUCUGGGAAGUUUUGGUAUACCUACCUUGUGAUUCCAGCAUUUGGGGCAUACAAAUCUUCUGGUUUUAUUAGGGGACUCUUGUCGCAAGGUUCAGAGGAUGUAGCUGAGGAUGAGAAAACUCGCAAGAAGAGAGAAAAGAUGGAGAAGAAAGCUUCAAGAGUGAAGUUUUUGAAGACCAAGAAUAGAUAAUCUUCUUUUCGAAAAUCAACAGAAGCAACUCGAUGCAAUCAAUUUGACCAUAGACGCUGUCAAGUUUUAGGUAUCACUGGAAGUUAGUUUGAGCGAAAAGUUUGUGUAUUGAUCUGACUAAAUAUAACAGGAAUAAGGGGCAGAAGUGUAUCAUUGUAACCUCCAUUCUGUCAACUGAGCAUUUAGAAGUGCCCUGUUUCCUCUUUCAAAAUGACAUCACAGGUUCACCACUUUUACAGCUUUGAUUUCAUUUUGAGGGAUAUAUAUCAAAACAAUAGCUUGAAAUUUUGUUCUUCA